AUGCACCCAUCAUGGGUGCUGCUGAUACUAUUCUGUUUUCUGAUAGUGGUGGCGUUACGACAACCAGAAAAUCUCUUCCUGGUCUCGCUGGCCGUCUCCGACCUGUUAGUAUCGUUUCUGGUGAUGGUCUUCGCAGCAGCAUCAGACCUGCUCGGCUAUUGGCCAUUCGGGAACGCGUACUGCCAAUUCUGGGUGGCAUUCGACAUCACCACCUGCACAGCGUCAAUUCUAAAUUUGGCGGCGAUUUCGCUCGAUCGAUACUGCCAUAUCAGUCGACCGAUGGUUUAUGUCAGAUACUGCAAUCGACGUCGAAUAUCGUACGGGAUCAUCAUCGUCUGGCUCCUCUCCGCAUUAAUAGGAGCAGCGCCGCUAGGCUUCGGAUUCGACAAGCAGUUCUCGCAUAACAACGAGACGAGUCAGCCGACGUGCGAGAUGAACUUACCACUGGCAUACGCUGUCGCCAGUUCAUUACUGUCGUUUUUUCCUGCCGGCGGCGAUUAUGGUAAUUUUUGGCUUGUU
Molecule: messenger RNA, 519 nt
Organism: Mesorhabditis spiculigera
Lineage: Eukaryota; Metazoa; Nematoda; Chromadorea; Rhabditida; Rhabditidae
Source: the annotation of a GenBank genome assembly